Megalobrama amblycephala (Wuchang bream) is the source of this 1539-nucleotide messenger RNA. RefSeq names its product protein FAM180A. The record is from RefSeq and is a predicted model, not a curated record. The coding region runs from base 840 to 1349 and encodes 169 amino acids. NCBI's taxonomy places the organism in Eukaryota, Metazoa, Chordata, Actinopteri, Cypriniformes, Xenocyprididae. The transcript has 5 exons.
AGUCAGAAUUGCUGAUAUGUUUUCAUGAGGUUCUUCCACUCGCUCUCUUUCUCUCUGACUGUGUUUUUCUUGAAGCCUUCAGGUCUGUGACUGUGUGGGUGAUCAUCUGAAUCUGUGUUUUUUCUCGGGUCUAUGUUGGGUGACUAGUUUAGACAGGUCUGAACCGCCCCGUCUGAGAGCUGCGCACGCUUGAUUAAACGCCACCAGCGGGAGUUUGAGCGACGCGCCGCCGCCACCGCGCGCGCAUCCGACGGCCAAUCACUCCGACGAGCUGCGUUUUAUCAGAGAGACUGCCGACAGCAGGAAUAAUCAGCAUUCAGCUCGUGUUUGCCUUAAUGUUUCAGGGAAUUUGAUGAUGUUUCGUCAGCAGUGCUGAAUUGAGUCUUAACCACGACCGCGUCCCAUUUCGCGCGCUUUCUGUCUGUUUCUCUCAGAGUUUAAUUGCCUUUGAGCGCGCGUACCUGCAAUUAUGCUGUCAGACGCUCGCGGCCCCCACGGACUGUCUCUCUCUCUCUCUCUCUUUCGACGAUUGUCACCUCACUGAAAUCACACUGAAUGCACUUAUUUUAAGCGUGGCUGUCCAAAACAUUUUGCCAUUAGUGCGAUUAUCUCAAGAAGCGUCCGUCUAGAUGCAGACAUCCAGCAUGAGAAACACCAUCGCUGCAUCCGAAAUCAAAUAGCUACUUCCUUACUAUCUGGUAGGUGAAAAGUCCCCGGAUGACCUUCUACUUCUGGUGAGAUUCUGACGUGUACAUUUGACGGACACUUUAAUAUCCUAUGAGGCCACAGGAGAGGAUUUGCAACGCAACUGACGCUGCGGUCAGAAGAGGAGAAACAGAAUGACGGUCCUCCGGAUUCUGUCCGUGUCUGCGCUGAUGUGUCAGAUGUCCAUCACUGCAUCCCUGCACUGGAGGAAAGCUUUGUACCCAUCAGCCUUCAGAGUGAAGCGAGGGACGCCAGCCCUGCUCAACCCCUCCUUUCAGAAAUCUGUGGAAGACGCCAACCUUCUCUAUGAGGUGUUGUUGUCGGGCGCAUACAUGGACGCGGCACGCGGGACGCUCCACAUAUCCGAUCAGGAGCUUGCAUCCAUGCGGAAGCUGGAGGUUCUGGAGGUCCUGUGUGAGGACGUGCUUCCCAGAAGCCUCUCUGAGAUCCAGCGGCUCGGUGCCCAGCUGGCGCUCCGCCGUGGCUCUCUGCGGAUGGAGGACUUUGAGCGCACCGUCCUCACUAUGGUGUUUACGGCACAACAACUCCAACAUACCAACCCCGGCCACCAGAGGGAGCUGUGGGCAAACUCACUCGUACCACUAUAUAAAGCCAUUAAAGAAGACCUGCGGCCGGUGUCAUGACAAAUCAGGUCCUCCCAGGUCUCCCUAUACUGUCAGUUAAUGAUUAUCCUAAGUAUAUACAAAUGAUAUUCAUUUAAAAUACCCAUAGCUUAAUGCGUAAGAAAAAAAAUGAGUGCAUAAUAAAACCAACUGAAUGUAAUUUCCUACACUUUAUUACCUGUUAAUUAAUAAAUAAUGAUUAUAACAAUAA